Molecule: messenger RNA, 2389 nt
Organism: Oryzias melastigma (Indian medaka)
Lineage: Eukaryota; Metazoa; Chordata; Actinopteri; Beloniformes; Adrianichthyidae
Product: gastrula zinc finger protein XlCGF57.1-like
Exons: 1
Coding region: 129-1619 (496 amino acids)
Biological process (GO): regulation of transcription by RNA polymerase II
Molecular function (GO): RNA polymerase II cis-regulatory region sequence-specific DNA binding; DNA-binding transcription factor activity
Source: RefSeq, a predicted model, not a curated record
CAGUCCUCCCCCAGCAUUGGUUGACUGAAGAGGAUCUCUGCAACCAGCAGAGGAACUUCAGAGUAGACCAGGAGAAUCCACAACCUCCACAGGCUCCAGAGGAACUGCAGGAUCCAGAACCUUCAUCGAUGAAAGAGGAACCAGGAGAACUCUGCAUCAGUCAGGAUGAAGAGCAGCUUGAUCUGAAGCAGGAGACUGAAACCUUAAUGGAGAUUCCUGCUUUGGAGGAACAUGUUGACAGUGAAGCAGAUGGGAACAAUCAGCAGAGCUUUAAUGGAACUGAUAGUCAGGAUGAAGAAGGAAACCAACAUGAAGAAUCAACAUCAACUCCAGAUGAAGAGACAGAGCCACAGAACAGAGAUCAGAGGAAGAGAAGAGACAGAAGUCAUGUCCAAAGUGUGGCCAGCUCUCACAUGUCAGAAGGUCAGUGUGACUCUAAUAUUAAAAAGAAGUUAAAGAUGAAAACUUUGGUUAAGAAAUACAAACAACCCGAAAAAGAAGAGAGACUUUCCUCUGCAGGGUCUGGUAAAGGAACAGCAAUUCCACACGGUGUGUCUGUCCACAUGAGAACUGAGACGAGCCCUGAUGAAAGAUCUUAUGUCUGUAAAGAUUGUGGUAAAAGAUUUGGUGACUGCUCUAAGUUCAGAAAUCACCUUAGAACUUGUUUAGGAGAGAAGCCUUUCUCUUGUAUAGAAUGUGCUAAAAAAUAUAGUAGUAAAACAAAUCUCAAAACACACAUGAGAACUCACACAGGAGAGAAGCCUUUCUCGUGUAAAGAAUGUGACAAAAGUUUUAGACAAAUGUAUUCUCUCAAAACACAUAUGAGAACUCAUACAGGAGAGAAGCCUUUUUCGUGUAAAGAAUGUAACAGAAGUUUUAGUGAUAUGUCUCAUCUCAGUAGACAUAUGAGAACUCAUACUGGAGAGAAGCCUUUUUCGUGUAAAGAAUGUGACAGAAGUUUUACUCGACGUUCUAGUCUCAAAACACACAUGAGAACUCAUACUGGAGAGAAGCCUUUUUCGUGUAAAGAAUGUGAUUCAAGAUAUAUUCAAUAUCCUAGUCUCAAAACACACAUGAGAACUCAUACUGGAGAGAAGCUUUUUUCGUGUAAAGAAUGUGACACAAGUUUUAGACAAAUGUGUCAUCUCAAAAGACACAUGAGAACUCAUACUGGAGAGAAGCCUUUUUCGUGUAAAGAAUGUGACAAAAGUUUUAGAGAUAAAUCUGGUCUCAGAACACACAUGAGAACUCAUACAGGAGAGAAGCCUUUUUCGUGUAAAGAAUGUGACACAAGUUUUAGUCAAAUGUCUAAUCUUAAAUCACACAUGAGAAGCCAUACAGGAGAUAAGCCUUUUUUGUGUCAAGAAUGUGAUUUAAGAUUUAGUUGUAAAUCUCAUCUUAAAACUCACAUGAGAACUCAUACAAGAGACAAACCUUUUUCGUGCAAAGAUUGCGAUAAAAGUUUUAGUUUUAAGUCUCAUCUCACAACACACAUGAGAACUCAUACUGGAGAGAAGCCUUUUUCGUGUAAAGAAUGUGACAGAAGUUUUAGUCGACUAUCUAGUCUCAAAAGACACAUGAGAACUCAUACUGGAGAGAAGCCUUUUUUUAACAAAUGAACCCCCCAGCAGUGAUUAUAAGGAGGAACAAGUGUUUAUUGAAUGCAGAGAGACGAACAGUUUUCUGAAAACAUCCCUUUACGAUUCUUCUGAUAGAAUAUUCUAAUUUUUGAAGACUAUUUUUUAGAUCUUCCUCAUCUAUAGGUCACUAUGAUAACAUUAUUCUUAAGGAAGAAUUCUGUAGGUGAUUCUAUACAUCAUGAGUUUUACUUUUGUGUUGAUUAACAAAAAUAUUUAAGUUGAUCACCACAUUUCUUUUUUUACAUAUAUUUGGAAGUUGAAAUGUCUUGUUUUAAUUAUGACCAUAAGGUUUGAUUUUUUUUAAAAAUGUUAUUAAUAUUCAGUUUUUUUUGGUAGAUUUUUAUUCAUAGGUUUUUGUUUGAAGUUGUUUAGUUAACCAUUGUGGUUGUAGUUUAAGUUGAGUAAAUGUUCUCUAUGUUCAGUGUGUUACCAUGACAACACUAGAAUGAUUUUAAUUCAUCUCUAAUUCUGUUUUUUUUAAUGUGAUCAGUGAACAUUUCUAUACUGUUUUCUUUAUAAUAUAAUCACAGUUUAUAUUUUGUUGAGUCAUGUUAGUAAAUAACAGUUUUGUGAAAAAAAUAUUUUCCUAAAAAUGUUUUAAGGAGGUUUCAGGUAAAGAGUCAAACUGGUGUUAGUGUUGUUGUGAUUCCUGUUUUGUAUCAGAGAUUAGAAGUGUUUCUUUGUUCUUUUUAGUUCUCAGUGUUCUGUCUCAAUCUUUCCUGUGAAGAAUAAAGUGGACGUGAACAUCA